Molecule: messenger RNA, 1005 nt
Organism: Monopterus albus (swamp eel)
Lineage: Eukaryota; Metazoa; Chordata; Actinopteri; Synbranchiformes; Synbranchidae
Product: trace amine-associated receptor 1-like
Exons: 3
Coding region: 1-1005 (334 amino acids)
Biological process (GO): G protein-coupled receptor signaling pathway
Cellular component (GO): membrane
Molecular function (GO): trace-amine receptor activity; protein binding
Source: RefSeq, a predicted model, not a curated record
AUGAACUCAGCCAGCGAGGAAGACUCACGUUUUGGCAAGCUUUACCUUCCUUUUGCAGCUGUUCCCUCUGCACCACGUAGUGUGAUCUCCAUUGUGAACGAAACCUCUCUCGUGCUAGAAUGGAGUGAGCCACGUGACUUGGGUGGUCGUGACGACAUCUUCUACAAUGUCAUCUGUAAGAAGUGCCUGCCUGAGCGGGGAAUGUGCUCACGGUGUGAUGACAAUGUUGACAUCUCACCACGCCACCUGGGCCUAACCCAGCGCCGCGUGGCAGUCCGUAACCUACAAGCCCACACACAGUACAGCUUCGAGAUCCAGGCGGUCAACGGUGUUUCCAACAAGAGUCCCUACACACCUCAGUUCUCUGCAGUGAACAUCACCACAAAUCAGGCUGUUCACCUGUGCUGUAUUUCUGUUGACAGAUAUUAUGCAGUGUGUCGACCUCUGAGAUACAGAACAAAAAUAAAUGAUCAUGUUGCUACCAUCAUGAUCUUGGUGAGCUGGAGUGUUUCUGUCAUAAUUGCAGUUGGUGUAAUGAUUGCAGGUUUCAGCAAGAAAAAAUGUGUUGACAGUUGUCCAUUUCAUGUCAAAAUAACACCCACUUUUGUGUGCAUUGGAUCUUUUUAUCUCCCAGCAAGUAUCAUGCUCUGUAUCUACUUGAAGAUUUUGCAGGUGGCACAAAAACAGGCCCACAGAAUCCAGAACACAGCAUCUGGAGCAACUGUCAGUAAGGUGGAGAGAAAGGCCACUAAAACUCUGGCUACGGUGAUGGGAGUGUUUCUGGUGUGUUGGACUCCUUUUUUUCUUUGCCUCACCUUUCAGCCUGUGAGUAACUAUGCAAUUCCUGUUUUUGUCAUUGAAGCAUUUAGUUGGCUUGGAAGGUCAAACUCCAUGCUAAACCCAUUUGUCUACGCAUUCUUUUACAACUGGUUCAGGGUAGCAUUCAGAAUGAUCAUUUCUGGAAAAAUAUACCAAGGUGAUUUUGGAAACUUAAAGCUUCAUUAA